GGCGGCUGCAUACGAGGGGCCGGUGUGUAUUGAGAACGGCGGAGAGGGGGACCAGAUGCGCGGUACGGUGCUGACAAUCCGCCAUUCGCGCACUUUUUACCGAGACGCCGGUGAGCUAACACAGAGUCAUCCAGCUUAUUUCAACGCCAGAACUCCAGUGAAAAAUCAAUCGCACAAACAUGGGUCUCCCUCGUGUAUUUUUCGACAUGACAGCCGACGGCGAAACCGUUGGACGCAUCACGAUGGAGCUCCGCGCGGACGUGGUGCCGAAGACGGCGGAGAACUUCCGCGCACUGUGCACCGGGGAGAAGGGUUUUGGUUACAAGGGCAGCACUUUCCACCGUGUUAUUCCCAACUUCAUGUGCCAGGGUGGUGACUUCACUAACCACAACGGCACUGGUGGCAAAUCUAUCUACGGCAAUAAGUUCGAGGAUGAGAAUUUCCAGCUGAAGCACACCGGCCCUGGCACUCUCUCGAUGGCUAACGCUGGACCCAACACCAAUGGGUCCCAAUUCUUCAUCACCACCGUCAAGACCACUUGGCUGGACAACAGGCACGUCGUCUUCGGCACAGUCGUUGAUGGUAUGGAUGUGGUGAAGAAAUUGGAGAGCAUGGGCUCUCAAAGCGGCAAGACUUCAAAAAAAAUCGUGGUCUCCGACUGCGGUCAGCUCAGCUAAGCGACGAAACUCUCGUCUUUCUAUCCGCAAAUAACGGGAGGAUUUCCAACUGUCAAGCUAUAGAAUCAAGCCUUUUUCACGAGAUGAUAUACCAAAAGUUGGAGAUUUAAUGUGUUUUCCAUUCCUUCAGCUAAAUAUUAUAUAAAAAGUAAUAUUUCUCCGUGCAUUUUUGUCAAGAGGAUCAAAUGCUGUCUUUUUCUUUUCUUUUUUUUUUAUGUUUCACAUUUUCUACUCAAAACUACGUAAACUACUGUGUAGUUUCAGCCAAUAAAUGGAUAUGUGUGAAAACUAA
Molecule: messenger RNA, 969 nt
Organism: Phymastichus coffea
Lineage: Eukaryota; Metazoa; Arthropoda; Insecta; Hymenoptera; Eulophidae
Product: peptidyl-prolyl cis-trans isomerase
Exons: 3
Coding region: 180-677 (165 amino acids)
Biological process (GO): protein peptidyl-prolyl isomerization; protein folding
Cellular component (GO): intracellular membrane-bounded organelle
Molecular function (GO): peptidyl-prolyl cis-trans isomerase activity
Source: RefSeq, a predicted model, not a curated record